AUGAAUACAAACUUCAUUUAUGUUGUUCUAUACUUUGGCGUGUGCAUUUUAAAUCAACGAUUAGCACUUUGUGGACAACAAUGCCGUUGUCUUGCAAGUAAUUCUUCAUGUUGGCCAAGCUUUGCCCAAUGGAAUAAUUUCAACCAAUCGGUUGGUGGAUGUCUUUUUAGCCCAAUGCCAUCAGCUGCCGUAUGUAACGGAAUAACAUACAAUGCCAAUCGUUGCAAUAUAACGAAAAUUUACUGGUCGGACGGAUUUUGGCGUAGUAAUCAAGCUGGUGCAAUGCAAAAUUAUAAUUGGGAAAAUACUUCGUGUUCAAUUACUACGAACAGUACGAUGUGUAAUCAAGGUGCUGUACCUGUGAUGGCUGUCAAUGCCACACUACCCGAACAGGUUCAAGCAACGGUAAACUUCGCUGCUGCGAACAAUAUUCGAUUAGUCAUCAAGAGUACAGGACACGAUUAUCUAGGUCGAUCUGCCGCAGCUGGAUCUCUACUUCUAUGGGUUCAUUAUAUGAAAAACAUGACUAUUAUUAAUCAGUAUUCAUGGUGUGGCCGCGAAAAUAUAUCGAAUGCUGCUCGUAUAGGUGCAGGCGCCCAAUGGGGUGAAGUUUACGAAUGGCUGGAUGGCUUCAAUUUGACUGCAGUAGGAGGGGCAUCAGCGUCAGUCAGCGCCGUUGGCGGUUAUCUACAAGGUGGUGGACAUAGUCCAUUAUCACGUUGGAAAGGUCUAGCUGCCGAUCAAGUACUGGAAUAUGAUGUUAUACUGGCAAGUGGCGCGCGCCAAACAGUAAGCCCAUGUCAAAACGGCAAUCUAUUUUGGGCAUUAAGUGGCGGCGGUGGCGGUACUUAUGCGGUUGUACUUUCGGCAGUUAUAAGAACUUUUCCAUCUCCAUACAUCGUUGCUGCUACAUAUGGAGUCACUGUGCCAAAUCAAACUCGUUAUGCAACACUCAUCGACAGCUUUGUUCGAUUAUUAUCAACAGUAGCCGAUGCCGGGUGGUCUGGUUAUUUCCAAAUGACAGAUCUAACUUUGACUGGCAUAUUUAUCGUACCUAAUGGAAAUAUGCAAGCAGUCAACACUACACUUAAUCAAUUCGCAGCAAACAAUAGCGAUUUAGACUUUGGAGGCUCCGCUUUUUUUACGCUCCCAUCAUUUUUUUACUUUUUUGCUAUGGCACUAGCACCGAAUAAUCCUACCGGCUUUGAUGUCUUACUUGGCUCACGACUUAUUCCUGAAAGUAUAAUUCGCAAUUACCCAAGUCAAGUCGCAAGCGUGUUUGUUCAAGCGAAGGGUGUAUCUGCAAUGGGAUCGAGUCUUCUAGGGCAUUUAGUUGCCGGUGGGCAAGUAUCUAAUGUAUCAAAUUUUAAUAAUAGUGUCAACCCAGGAUGGCGUAGUUCGCUUCUUCAUAUGGUCUGUACUCAAUCUUGGUUAGAUACUACAGCUGCGACUGAUAUAAACUAUGUGAUACAACUACUCGCAAAUCGAACAGCCAUGCUGAAUACAUUAUCAGCAACUCCACAGGGAAGUUGCUACCUGAAUGAAGCUAAUCCUAAUGAACUGAAUUGGCAAGAAACGUUUUUCGGUAGUAGCGCUAUUUACGCUCAAUUGAAAUCAAUCAAAAAUACAGUUGAUCCGAAUGGAUUGUUCGUUUGUAAUAAUUGCGUUGGCAGCGACGAUUGGACAUCGAAUCUAAAUUGUCCGAAGAUUUCAAGUUCAACAACAAAAGUCAAUUAUUCAUUAUUUAUCUUAUUCAUAGCAAUCAUUACAAUAUCAUUCUAA
This is a messenger RNA of Rotaria socialis, 1782 nucleotides long. The record is from the annotation of a GenBank genome assembly. NCBI's taxonomy places the organism in Eukaryota, Metazoa, Rotifera, Eurotatoria, Philodinida, Philodinidae.